Molecule: messenger RNA, 1905 nt
Organism: Lagenorhynchus albirostris (white-beaked dolphin)
Lineage: Eukaryota; Metazoa; Chordata; Mammalia; Artiodactyla; Delphinidae
Gene: SSBP4
Product: single stranded DNA binding protein 4
Exons: 16
Coding region: 280-1524 (414 amino acids)
Biological process (GO): positive regulation of transcription by RNA polymerase II
Cellular component (GO): nucleus
Molecular function (GO): protein binding; single-stranded DNA binding
Source: RefSeq, a predicted model, not a curated record
GCGCGGCGGGAGGAGGGGGCGCGCGCUUCCCGGAACAGCCCGCGCUGAGGGAAGAGAGGAAGAAAAUAAAACCCGCGGCCGGAGCCGAAGCUGGAGCUGCCGCCGCCGCCGUCUCAGCCGUCUGGAGCUCCCCCGCGCGGACGAUGCCCGCGAUGCCCGCGCGGGGCUCGGGGCGGUGAGGCCCGGGGCGCGGGGUAGCUAUGGCGACCGGGAGCGCGGCCCGCGGCGCCGCCUGACAGGUGUGGGGCCCCGGCGGCGGCGGCGGCGGCACGGAGCAGCAUGUACGCCAAGGGGGGCAAGGGCUCGGCCGUGCCCUCCGACAGCCAGGCACGAGAGAAGUUGGCGCUGUACGUGUAUGAGUACCUGCUGCACGUUGGUGCCCAGAAGUCAGCCCAGACCUUUCUGUCCGAGAUCCGAUGGGAGAAGAACAUUACGCUGGGGGAGCCCCCGGGCUUCCUGCAUUCCUGGUGGUGCGUGUUCUGGGACUUGUACUGUGCAGCGCCCGACCGCAGAGAGGCGUGCGAGCACUCGAGUGAAGCCAAGGCCUUCCAGGACUACAGCGCUGCAGCGGCCCCCAGCCCGGUGAUGGGGAGCAUGGCUCCCAAUGAUGCAAUGGCAUCAGGCCCCAUGGCAACCGGCUUCUUCCAGCCCUUCAUGUCACCGCGGUUCCCAGGGGGCCCUCGGCCCACCCUGCGGAUGCCGAGUCAGCCUCCCGUGGGCCUACCCGGUUCCCAGCCCCUCCUCCCUGGCGCCAUGGACCCCUCCCCACGUGCUCAGGGUCAUUCGAGCAUGGGCCCGAUGCAGAGGGUGACGCCUCCACGGGGCAUGACCAGCGUUGGGCCCCAGGUAAGGGCUGGGCCCAGGCGACAGGGCAGCUUCAGGGGCUGCCCUCUCUCGGCUUGCCCUCUCACGGCCCCUUUACCUUCACAGAGCUACGGAAGUGGCAUGCGGCCCCCACCCAACUCUCUUGCUGGCCCGGGUUUGCCCACCAUGAACAUGGGACCCGGAGUGCGUGGCCCAUGGGCCAGCCCCAGUGGCAACUCGAUCCCCUACUCCUCUUCCUCCCCUGGCAGCUACACGGGACCCCCAGGAGGAGGUGGGCCCCCUGGAACACCCAUCAUGCCCAGCCCUGGAGACUCCACCAACUCCAGUGAGAACAUGUACACCAUCAUGAACCCCAUCGGGCCAGGCGCCGGCAGGGCUAAUUUCCCGCUUGGCCCUGGUCCGGAGGCCCCCAUGGCCGCCAUGAGUGCGAUGGAGCCUCACCAUGUAAACGGAUCCCUGGGCUCGGGCGAUCUGGACGGGUUGCCGAAGAGCUCCCCCGGCGCCGUGGCCGGCCUGAGCAACACCCCGGGCACCCCGCGGGACGACGGCGAGAUGGCGGCCGCCGGGACCUUCCUGCACCCGUUCCCGAGCGAAAGCGUAAGCGACUGCGUCGACUCCCCCCCCGCGGCGGCGUCGGGCCGGAGGGGCCUGGCGGGCAGACCCCGGCGGGGUGGCCGGGGGGCCAGAGCAAGACCGUGACCGCGGCGGGCCAGUACUCCCCCGGGAUGACCAUGAGCGUGUGAUGGGGCCGCAGCCCCUUGCCCACUGCCGACCUCGGCUUCUGCCCAGCGCCCCUGCCCGGGGCCAAGGUCCAGGGGCUCGGGUGGUCUGCAGGGUGAGGGUCUGAGGUCACACCGCGGGCAACUGGACUCCCGGUCAAGGCUUGGAUGGCUGGGAGGCCCCGCGCGAAGGACUCAUUCAUUUUAUAAAAAAACGCAAGGACCUCAGAGACGUUCUUUCCUGUAUGGGCCCUUCCCGCCAUUUCUGUUUUGUCCAGGGGGCUCCUUGGGGGAUUUCCUUUCCCCUGGAGCGCAGGGGUGGGCCCCAACAAUAAACAUAACUCGAUUUUGGUUUUUGGCA